GCGAUUUUUGCAACGAUCACAUCACAGAGUUCUGCUUAAUAAGAAAGCUGAUAGAAUUUAACAAAGGAUGCAGGAGACCAUACUGCUGUUCUGUCUUUCAGGGCUCUUCCUGGGCCACCAUGCCUUACCUCCUAUCGAAUCCUACUACUACGAGGACCAGAAGCUGAGCUGGACCGAUGCUCAGCAACACUGCAGGGACCUGAAGGGGGACCUGGCCACCGUAGACAACGUAGCGGACCUCCAGCACCUGAAUGAGUCCAGAACGGGCUUUAAUUACGACGACGACUUCAUGUGGAUCGGACUUUAUGAUGACCGCACCCGUUGGAAGUGGUCCCUCGGAGACCAGGACUACAAAGUUGGCCAAAACUAUGGAACGUGGAGUGGUAAUGACCCAGACUUCUGGAAUAACAAAGAGAAUUGUACAGGCCUCUCCUCUACAGGAAUCUGGUUCGAUGUGUCAUGCUACAGUCUUUAUGGUGCAGUUUGCUUUGAUGAUGAGGAGUCCAACUACACCGUGGUCCAAAACCCAAUGACUUGGUACGAGGCGUUGCAAUACUGCCGGUCUCACUACACUGACCUGGCCAUUGUGCCCAACGCGACUGAGAGUGGAAAAGUAUUGGCACUUAAUCAAUCAGAUGCAUGGAUUGGUCUCCACAGAUAUCCUUGGUCCCUCUGGUCUGACGGAAGUAGUGCCACUUUCUUGAAUUGGGGACCAGGUGAACCAAACAACCACGGAGGCCCCGUUGCUCCACGUUGUGUCAAAAUGUCUGUCACCUCAGGGCAUUUUUUUGAUGAGGAAUGUGGCCUUUUGUAUAACUUCGCCUGCCAGAGAAAACAAAAACAAUGGUCAACCUUCAAGAUAAAGAUCAGCUCUGAAGCAGACAUGACGGAUCCUGAGGUGGGACGCCAGAUUUUGGAAAAGCUCCAUGCCAAACUGGCCGAGGUGGGUGUGACUGGGGCAAAUAUCAGCUGGGUUCUCGAGGACGGACAGGUGUUUCACAAGGACCAGCCCAGCAAGACAUGAGAGGGAGGUCAUCGCUGUGUUCUGCUCUUUGUGUUUUGAAAUAAACCUUUAAUAAUCUAAAAACAGGGCUCCAAGGAGAUCCACCCUUAGGCUGAGAAGAUUUAGAUAAUAAAAUGCUCUCAUUAAUCACAUGCUAGAAUUUUGCAGCAGUUAUUAUUAUUAGUUGUAUUAGUAGUAGUAGCAGUAGUAGUAGUAGUGGUAGUAUUAUUAGUAGUAUUAGUAGUAUGGGCAGUAGUGGUACCAGUACCACCAUCCCCAUGGGGAUUAAUUAAAGUAAAAACAAUGCAACAAAUAUUUAUAUCUGAUAGAUCAUAUGAAUCGUUUAUUGCUAAUAUAAGUGGUAUCCCCAAAUAUAAUUUAAUGAUAUUUCAUUGAUUCUACUUUACUGUCUUAUCAGCGGAGUGUCUUGUUGACAAAGAAUGUUUGUGGCCGGUCCUUAUUUCAGUACGUUGUUCGAGACCAACAUGGAAAGAAAACUGUCAUUUUGGCCAUUAUGUCCUAUUGUGUUUAUUAGAAUAGAGAGUUGUUUUUCCCAAGCGCAUAUGGAGACACCAGCAACAAGGCGUUACUCGUCCAAAGGGUCCUGUUUGUAAUGUACUGAAUCAUUUAUGUGCUUUUACAUUAGAAAUGACUGACACUAAUUACCCAAUAUCGAUCUCCGAUGCAAUGUAUUUAUAUCUGAUAAUUCAAAUAAAUAAACAAUAUAUAUUUCAAGGAGAAAACUAGG
Molecule: messenger RNA, 1751 nt
Organism: Gadus chalcogrammus (walleye pollock)
Lineage: Eukaryota; Metazoa; Chordata; Actinopteri; Gadiformes; Gadidae
Product: macrophage mannose receptor 1-like
Exons: 5
Coding region: 68-1024 (318 amino acids)
Source: RefSeq, a predicted model, not a curated record